CAGCGCUCCCGCCCCGGGCCGGAGCCACUGCAAGAGGCAUCGCCGGAGCCGCACCGAGCUCCGUCCCAGCUCGGCGGGCCAGAGAGGCGGCCAGGGGGUCUGGUUAUGGUGGCGCCCGCGCUCGGAGACCCCCAGAGCCGGUGACCAUGUCCGGAGCCUGCCCGCUGCUCCUCGUCCUCUGCCUGUCCCUGCCCGGGGCCCUGGCACUGCCCGGCGCGCCCGACUACCUGCAGCGGGGCUGGCAGCGGCUGCUGGAGGAAGGGGAGGGCUGCGCGGCCUGCCGCCCCGAGGACUGCCCCGCACCGCGUGGCUGCCUGGCAGGGCUGGUCCGCGACGCCUGCGACUGCUGCUGGGAGUGUGCCAACCUGGAGGGGCAGAUCUGCGACCUGGACGGCACCCACCACUUCUACGGGCGGUGCGGGGAGCACCUGGAGUGCCGGCUCGACGCCGGGGACCUGCGGCGCGGAGAGGUGCCCGAGCCCCAGUGCACCUGCCUCUCCGGCCAGGCCCUGUGCGGCUCCGACGGCAAGACCUACGCCCAGAUCUGCCGGUUCCAGGAGGCGGCACGGGCGCGGCCCCAGGCCAACCUCUCCGUGGCCCACGAGGGGCCCUGCGAAGCAGAGCCCCAGAUCCUGUCCCCUCCCUACGAUGUCUGGAACGUCACCGGGCAGGACGUCAUCUUCGGCUGCGAGGUCUUCGCCUACCCCAUGGCAUCCAUCGAGUGGAGGAAAGACGGCGCGGAGAUGCUGCUCCCGGGAGAUGACCCCCACAUCUCCGUCCAGUUUCGGGGCGGCCCCCAGAAGUACGAGGUGACCGCGUGGCUCCAGAUCCAAGCCGUGCGGGUGACGGACGAGGGCACCUACCGCUGCUUCGCCCGCAACAAGGUUGGGCAGGCGAUGGCGCUUGCCAGCCUGACGGUGCUCACACCGGAUCAGCUGAACGUGACGGGGCUGCUCCUGCCAAACCCCCGCCCGGGGCCGGAGGAUUACCUGGACAGCGAGGAGCUGGAGGACUAUUACUAGCGGCUCCCGGGGGGUGCUGGGCUCCUCCUCACCGCCCAGGCUGCCCGCACCGGAGCAUUUCCCCCGGGCCUCGGUGGGGAAGUAUGGGGGGGAUCUCACGAGCUGACCCCCCGGCUCAAAACUCCUCUGCGCGGUUCUUCGGGGGGGGUCAUUUUACGACGUGCCCCUUUGCUGGGUGAAGGGGGCGACAGGAGGG
Gavialis gangeticus (Gharial) is the source of this 1218-nucleotide messenger RNA. It is a transcript of the gene KAZALD1, whose product is annotated as Kazal type serine peptidase inhibitor domain 1. Bases 147 to 1022 code for a protein of 291 amino acids. NCBI's taxonomy places the organism in Eukaryota, Metazoa, Chordata, Crocodylia, Gavialidae. Gene Ontology annotation, biological process: regulation of cell growth; regulation of signal transduction. The transcript has 5 exons. Gene Ontology annotation, molecular function: insulin-like growth factor binding. The record is from RefSeq and is a predicted model, not a curated record. Gene Ontology annotation, cellular component: extracellular region.